Molecule: messenger RNA, 1905 nt
Organism: Chara braunii
Lineage: Eukaryota; Viridiplantae; Streptophyta; Charophyceae; Charales; Characeae
Source: the annotation of a GenBank genome assembly
AGAGAGAGAGAGAGAGAGAGAGAGAGAGAGAGAGAGAGAGAGAGAGAGAGAGAGAGAGAGAGAGACGCAGGCCGACUCUUCCACGGGCGUCAGAUGUGAGGUGUCCGGCCACCUGGAUGACAUUACAGCCGCAUAUGACGAGCCAGCACACACCCGCCUCGGCACCUCCAGGGGACAGGGAGCAGACGGACCUACGCACGAGUGACUUUCCUGGACUCGGACACGGACUUUCUGACACCGGUUUUCCAGGACGGGGCCACAGGGGACAGAGAGUGGGGGAUGGCGUUGAGUAUCGUCCUACGGAGGCUGGUGUACCAGAGUCGACGGAGGAGCUCCAUGCCCGCUUGGAUCGAGAGGAGGAGCAGCGGUUGGAGGUGUUGCGGAGAGAGUGGGCGGGUAGAGCCGUGUACAUGGCGGAGCAGCGGCGUGCUCGGGAUUUGGAGACCGGUGCUGCAGUACCUGAUCCGGGUGGGGUGGAGCAUCGCGAUCCAUUUGCACCUGACCUUGCACAGACUGAGGGGCACGGUGAUCCGACCGUGCCAGAGCAUGGAGAUCCUGCCUUGUCCGACGUCGUACUUGGAUUUCGUGCGGCAGACACGUUGGGGCCUGAUGAUGUACGGACUGAGGAGGCAGUUCGUAUGGAGGGUGAUUCUGACGAGCAUGGGGACAGAGGGCGUGGACCCGGUGUGGAAGCCGAUGAUGGGGCGGAUACUGCGGGGCGACUUUCACCGCCGCCUAGUGCCGGUCCAGGUCGAUUGUCACACGGCCCCAUUGGGGGUGACGACAUGGACCUGCAGACUGAUGAUCCGGAAGAGUGGCGCACGACGCUCCGUCAGAGCAUGUCGAGAGAGGAGACCGUGCCGAUGAGGAGGAGGGCGGUACCACCUGACCUUCAGGACCACGCCAGAGCAGAUAUGGAGGAGGGGGAGAUUACACCUGGGCCACUCGACCCUGAUGCGUUGCACCGUGCAGGAGUGGAGGAUCCGAUUAGCAGGGGAGCUGCAGGAUCUCUUGGGGUCGGGGUUCGAUCGCCUCCGUUGUACCCACCUGUGACCCCUCGGUAUUCUGGCUCUCCGGCGAGCUUGAAGCAUGAGCAGCAUGGUUCGGAGUCUUCCAUGGCAGCGGCUCGGGGUGCACACAGGGCUCGCAUCACUUCACUCACACCUCCUCCACCAACCGUGCCCCACAGCACUCCGACACCAGUUACGGGUAGAGCUGUCGGGAGAGGCCAUGUGCCGACGUCGUCGUCACCUCGCCUCGACACACAGCAGUCAUUUCACCGUUCGUGGAGCACAGUGCGACGAGUUGACGAGAGAGUGAGGAGUGAUUUCGCGGCGCACCAGGCGCGGUUGAGGGAGGACUCGGAGGAGCACAGGCAGGCACCGAGUUUGACGAAUGCUUAUCGCAUUCUCGAUCCGCUUGGACACGGCACUCGCAGGGGCAUGCUUUUAGGUUCACUCAGGGCUGCGCCUGCGUUUUACACUUUUGGAGAGGAUGGAGUGUCGGCGCCUCAUGGAGAGCGACAUCACAGCAGCAUGAACGAGUUGGAGGCUCGUAUUGCUAGGGAGGAGGCGAGAUUGAGGGAGUCGCAUGAGGAGCUUGACAGGGAGCGCAGGAGGAUGGCGGCGGCGCGCACUUCGGAUGCUGAUACGGAGGAGGAGCCCAUCGAGGUUGCUAGGCGCAUGGAGAGAGAGAGAGAGAGAUUGGUCGCAGCACAGGCACGCAUGUCACCACCGACACGUGGACGAAGCGGCAGAGGCGGCGGAGGCGACGGAGGCGGCAGAGAUGGCAGAGGCGGCAGAGGCAGCAGAGGCGGGGGGCGGUAGAUAUAUGUACUGUGGUUUUGAUUUGGAUAUUUCUUAUUUUUUCGGAGGGAGCUUCGUAUUCGUUUUCUUAAACGCGAUU